Notolabrus celidotus (New Zealand spotty) is the source of this 3540-nucleotide messenger RNA. It is a transcript of the gene crnkl1, whose product is annotated as crooked neck pre-mRNA splicing factor 1. Gene Ontology annotation, cellular component: Prp19 complex; post-mRNA release spliceosomal complex; U2-type catalytic step 2 spliceosome. Bases 145 to 2586 code for a protein of 813 amino acids. Gene Ontology annotation, molecular function: protein binding. The transcript has 14 exons. Gene Ontology annotation, biological process: spliceosomal complex assembly; mRNA splicing, via spliceosome. NCBI's taxonomy places the organism in Eukaryota, Metazoa, Chordata, Actinopteri, Labriformes, Labridae. The record is from RefSeq and is a predicted model, not a curated record.
GAGCUCGCAAAGCAUUGUGGGUAGUGUGAUGGUGUCUCGCGCUGGCUGAGCCCAGAACGUUUCAGUGCCUGUAGUUCUUUAGACUCAGUUUAAACAGGUUAAAGAUUAAUUUCACUUUUUAUUCCUGCUUUAAAAAACCUGAACAUGGCGUCCACUGCAGCCGGGAAGCAGAGGAUACCGAAGGUGGCGAAGGUGAAGAACAAAGCCCCCGCAGAGGUUCAGAUCACCGCCGAGCAGCUGCUGAGAGAAGCCAAAGAGAGGGAGCUCGAACUUCUUCCACCGCCACCGAAACAGAAGAUCACUGAUGAAGAGGAGCUGAAUGAUUACAAGCUGAAGAAGAGGAAGGGGUUUGAGGACAACAUCAGGAAGAACCGCACCGUCAUCAGUAACUGGAUAAAAUACGCACAAUGGGAGGAAAGCCUGAAGGAGAUCCAGAGAGCUCGCUCCAUUUACGAGCGAGCGCUGGACGUCGACCAUCGAAACAUCACCCUGUGGUUGAAGUAUGCCGAGAUGGAGAUGAAGAACCGCCAGGUGAACCACUCCCGCAACAUCUGGGACAGAGCCAUCACCAUCCUCCCGCGUGUCAACCAGUUCUGGUAUAAGUACACGUACAUGGAGGAGAUGCUGGGGAACGUGGCCGGCUGCAGGCAGGUGUUUGAGCGCUGGAUGGAGUGGGAGCCCGAAGAGCAGGCCUGGCACUCCUACAUCAACUUCGAGCUGCGCUACAAGGAGGUGGACAAAGGCCGCACCAUAUAUGAGCGAUUCGUCAUGGUUCACCCCGAGGUGAAGAACUGGAUCAAGUACGCUCGCUUCGAAGAGAAGCACGGCUACAUCGCUCACAGCAGGAAGGUGUACGAGAGGUCCGUGGAGUUCUUCGGAGAGGAACACGUGGAGGAAAAUCUCUUCGUCGCCUUCGCCAAGUUUGAGGAGACGCAGAAAGAGUUUGAGCGUGUCCGGGUGAUUUAUAAAUACGCUUUGGACAGAAUCCCUAAAAGCCAGGCUCAGGAGCUCUUCAAGUAUUACACCAUGUUCGAGAAGAAGUUCGGAGACCGGAGGGGAAUCGAGGACGUCAUCGUCAGUAAGAGGAGGUUCCAGUAUGAGGAGGAAGUCAAGGCAAACCCACACAACUACGACGCCUGGUUCGAUUACCUCCGCCUGGUGGAGAACGACGCCGACCCGGACACGGUCAGAGAGGUUUAUGAGCGAGCCAUCGCCAACAUGCCGCCCAUCCAGGAGAAGAGACACUGGAAGAGAUACAUCUACCUGUGGAUCAACUACGCUCUGUACGAGGAGCUGGAGGUCAAGGAACCCGAGAGAACCCGUCAGGUGUACCAGGCCUGUCUGGACCUCAUCCCACACAAAAAGUUCACGUUUGCUAAGAUGUGGCUGCUCUACGCUCAGUUUGAGAUCCGGCAGAAGAACCUGCAGGGAGCCAGGAGAGUCAUGGGCACAGCCAUCGGUAAAUGCCCGAAGAACAAGCUGCUGAAAGGCUACAUCGAGCUGGAGCUGCAGCUGCGAGAGUUCGACCGCUGCAGGAAGCUGUACGAGAAAUACCUGGAGUUCAGCCCGGAGAACUGCACCACCUGGAUCAAGUUCUCUGAGCUGGAGACGAUCCUGGGAGACACCGACCGAGCCAGAGCCAUCUUUGAGCUCGCCAUCGGACAGCCGAGACUCGACAUGCCCGAGGUGCUGUGGAAGUCCUACAUAGAUUUUGAGAUCGAGCAGGAGGAGUUUGAAAACACCAGAAACCUCUACAGGAGGCUGCUGCAGCGCACGCAACAUGUCAAGGUUUGGAUCAGCUGUGCCAAGUUCGAGCUGUCCAUCGAAGGCUCCGACCGGCUGCAGAAGUGCCGGCAGACCUUCGAGGAGGCCAACAAGAGCAUGAGGAACUGCGAGGAGAAGGAGGAGCGCCUGAUGCUGCUGGAGUCCUGGAGGGACUUUGAGAAGGAGUUCGGCUCGGACAACACGAUGGAGAGAGUGAGGAAGCUGCUGCCGGAGAAGGUGAAGAAGAGGAGGAAGCUGACGGCAGAGGACGGGUCGGACGCCGGCUGGGAGGAGUAUUACGACUACAUCUUCCCCGAGGACGCCGCCAACCAGCCCAAUCUCAAACUGCUGGCCAUGGCCAAGAUGUGGAAGAGGCAGCAGGUAGUGGAGGAGGACAUUCCCGAGGAAGGAGAGGAGGACGAGGAGGAGGAGGAGGAGGCGGCGGCUGAGGAGGAGACAUCACCAUCCUCCAACGGGCCCGCAGACGCUCCUGAGAACCCGCCGGGGAACGACUCAAACAGAAACACUGAAGCCGAGGAGAAUGAGGAGGAGGGGGAGAAGAAGGAGGAGGAGGAGAAGGUUAAGAAGGGGCAGGAGGAGCAGGAGGUUAAGAAGGGGGAGGAGGAGCAGGAGGAGAAAAAGGAGGGGGAGGGGGAGACGCACGAUGAUCGAGACGAUGACGGCAGCAGCAGCAGCAGCAGCAGUAGUAGUAGCAGCGGCAGCAGCAGCAGCGAGAGUGAAAGUGAGGAAGAAGAUGGAGAGAAGGAGGAGGAGAAGAAGAGAGAGAGCAGGAGCGGAGAUGAAGAGAAAGAUAAAGAUUAGAUGGAUGGGACUCUAACGGGACUUUCAUCCUGGACUGAUUUUUCUACUCAUGUUUCUUUUUUUAACAAAAACAACAGACGCAGCUGUGGAGCAGUCUUUAUUGUGCGGCCAUGUUUUUUCUGUGCAGGUCAUACAAACAUCAACUCAAACCUGCGUCCUGUCCCGUUUCUUUGAAUUCACAGCAGCUGAAGGCGUCCUGUAUGAUCAGUGGCUCUCUGGUGGAUGGCGUGGGGGAAGGCUGUCAGAUAUAUUAUGUACAAUGUUAUAAUGAAAUGAUUAAAUGUGACGGUGAGGUCGAGAGGACGCAGAGAGCCACUGGCUACUGUUAUUCAAUGUCCUCGGGUCUGACGGGGUGAGGCAGCGGGAUGAUCGACUUCUUCUCUGCGUCUCUGGACAGAGCUUUCCUCAUGUCUGCAACGAGAGAGAAAGGAAACACAUCAGGUCUCAGUGUCGUCAAACAGCGCCCUCUGCUGUUCUUAAAUAUACAGCAACACUGCAGAUUUCUCCUCAGUUGGGUGACGGGGGAAAUGUGCAGCACAGGCUUUGUUUGCUGUCCCUGAAAAAGUUUAAAUUGUAGAAUCAGAGGGUCAGUUUGUGUCUGUAUGUUUUACAAAGACAGCUUGUUUUUCUACGUCCAGGUUUUUGAGCUGCAGCCUCGACACCACUGAGGGGUCACUGAAUAUCUCCUGCUGCUCAAAGCAGCGUGGAAACAAGGUCGUGUUGUUGCAGAAAGCUGUCCUGGAUUCAGAGAUAGGAGGCUUUUACUUCAGUAGAAGUUUCAAGCAGCACAAGAUGCACCCAGCUGAACUUAGGCAAACUCUGUGGUGCAUUCAGGAACUAGGUGUUUGAGCAACUGUGGUGCAUUCAGGUGCUUCAGACUCUCAGCUGCAUCUCUAUGAAAAGUUAUUAAAUAAAGUAAAACUAAGUUUAGCGUUUGUUUUGUUUCAAAAGUUA